UUUCUGAAGUUCAUCCAUUCAUCCAUUCGUUCUCCAGUUACUUUGUUCUCUUUUGCUUUGACAAAGAAUAAAGUGCACGAGACUUUGGAAAAAAUGAUCUAGAUAAAAAGGGUUGCUUGUAGAGAAAGAAUAUAAUCAAGGUCUUUUCAAGUUUUGGAUGGUGGAGGUGGUGGGAGUGGUGCAAGGUGGUUGCAAGUGAAAAAGUGGCGGUGAUGGAGAGAAUGUAUGGUGGAGUAGGUGGUGGUGGAGUUGGAGGGAAUUGCUAUCCUUUUGAAAGGAAUGGAGGUGGUGGUGGUGGUGGCGGCCUUGGUGGGGUGGUGAUGACUAGAGAUCCAAAGCCAAGGCUGAGAUGGACUGCUGAUCUUCAUGAACGUUUUGUUGAUGCUGUUACAAAGCUUGGUGGCCCUGAUAAAGCAACUCCCAAGUCAGUUUUAAGGGUAAUGGGCUUAAAGGGAUUGACAUUGUACCAUCUCAAGAGUCAUUUACAGAAGUACAGGCUUGGACAGCAGGCCAAGAAGCAGAUUCCAGCUGAACAAAGCAAAGAGAACAGCGGCGAUACUUUUGGACAAUACAGCUCUCAUGCUUCAGGCUCCAUUUCCUCAAGAGUGAACACAGAAAAAAGGGAAAUCCAAAUCUCAGAGGCACUAAAAUGUCAGAUUGAAGUGCAGAAAAGAUUACAAGACCAGCUUGAGGUGCAAAAGAAAUUACAGAUGAGAAUAGAGGCCCAAGGGAAGUACCUACAGGCAAUUCUAGACAAAGCUCAAAAGAGCCUUUCGCUCGACGUUAAUAAUCCCGGCAAUCUAGAAGCAACAAAAGCUCAACUCUCUGAAUUCAAUCUGGCCCUGUCAAGCUUCAUUGAGAAUGUAAAUGCAGAAGAAAGAAAUGCCGAGAUUAUGGAUAAACGCAUGCUAAACGACAUGAACAGAAAAAUGUCUGAGCAGAAUUACUUGGGGUUGAAUCAUGGAGAAACAAAUGAUGUCAAACUUAGGCUAGAAGGAGCUUCCAUAAAUUUUGACUUAAAUACCAGAAGUAGCUAUGACUUUAUUGGCACCAGUUGAGCUCUUCUGGAGCCAAACCACUUAAUAGAAGUAAAAAUGGAGACAGCCUUUCAGUUCGUUUUCAUACUGUGUGCAUAUAACACUCUACAGUUGGAUUAACUUAUUCUUCAAUGCCUCAUUGUUUUCAACUCAAGGCAUCAGUAGAAGUAAACUUGUUUAAGUGGAGAGAUAUAAUCGUUUGAAUUCAGGUGAAUCUUUGUGAAUAAAAUAUUGGUGGAAGGCUGGAAGUUCAGUACAUGCUUUCAAGAA
Coffea eugenioides is the source of this 1307-nucleotide messenger RNA. Its product is annotated as myb family transcription factor PHL11-like. Bases 213 to 1058 code for a protein of 281 amino acids. The transcript is spliced from 6 exons. NCBI's taxonomy places the organism in Eukaryota, Viridiplantae, Streptophyta, Magnoliopsida, Gentianales, Rubiaceae. The record is from RefSeq and is a predicted model, not a curated record. Gene Ontology annotation, molecular function: DNA-binding transcription factor activity; DNA binding.